Molecule: messenger RNA, 2443 nt
Organism: Neopelma chrysocephalum (saffron-crested tyrant-manakin)
Lineage: Eukaryota; Metazoa; Chordata; Aves; Passeriformes; Pipridae
Gene: SCMH1
Product: Scm polycomb group protein homolog 1
Exons: 16
Coding region: 260-2341 (693 amino acids)
Biological process (GO): regulation of DNA-templated transcription
Cellular component (GO): nucleus
Molecular function (GO): protein binding
Source: RefSeq, a predicted model, not a curated record
CCGCCUCCCUGCGCAGCGCGAACAUGGCGGCGGCGGCGGCGGCGGCGAGGGACUGAGGGACUGAGCAGCGCCAGCGCUCGGCGGCCGCGCAGGUUUUGCUAUGCCGCAGUGUUUGUACUGACUCUGCUGUCUUGGAGGAGUGAUGGGGAACUAGAGCCCAUGACAGUUCAGUGGAGCCCUUGGCACUUUUGAUAUCUCGACACCUUCAGUUCUCUAAGAGCAAGCCAGUCCCGGGCUCAGGACAGCAGCAGGUGGUAGAAUGCGGAAACCAGGCCCUCAGAAAGCCAUAGAUUGGAAAGAUGGUAAGAAGCACAAGUACAGCCGCCCGUCAGAGUCUCCCUCCCAGUACCAAGGUCACUUCACCUGGGAGAAAUACCUGAAAGAGACAUGUGCCAUCCCAGCUCCUGCCCAUUGCUUCAAGCAGUCAUACACUCCACCUGCCAACGAGUUCAAGAUCAGUAUGAAGCUGGAGGCCCAGGACCCCCGGAACACCACGUCCACGUGCAUCGCCACCGUGGUGGGGCUGACGGGCGCGCGCCUGCGCCUGCGCCUCGACGGCAGCGACAACAAGAACGACUUCUGGCGCCUGGUGGACUCUGCUGAGAUCCAGCCCAUUGGGAACUGUGAGAAGAAUGGAGGGAUGCUGCAGCCUCCCCUGGGCUUCCGGCUGAAUGCCUCCUCCUGGCCCAUGUUCCUUCUGAAGACUCUGAAUGGAGCAGAGAUGGCUCCUGUCCGGAUUUUUCACAAGGAACCACCAUCUCCAUCCCAAAACUUCUUCAAGACAGGUAUGAAGCUGGAGGCAGUGGACAGGAAGAACCCUCACUUCAUCUGCCCGGCCACCAUUGGGGAGGUGAGAGGUUCUGAGGUCCUCAUAACAUUUGAUGGCUGGAGAGGUGCCUUCGAUUACUGGUGCCGAUAUGAUUCCCGGGACAUCUUUCCCGUAGGCUGGUGCUCGCUGACUGGAGAUAAUCUGCAGCCCCCUGGUACAAAAGUUGUGAUUCCAAAGAGCCCUUUACCUGCCUCCGAAGUAAACUCGGAGAAACCUAGCAUGCACAGUAGCACAAAGACUGUUUUGGGGCAUCAACAAGGGCAAAGGCGUCGCAAAACAGGGAAGAAGCGUGGUCGAACGACCAAAGCGCUAAUCCACCACCCCAUGCCUACACCCUCCAAGUCAGUGGAGCCUUUGAAAUUCCCCAGAAAGAGAGGCCCCAAGCCUGGCAGUAAGAGGAAACCUAGGACAUUGCUGAACCCAGCACCCACCUCUCCAACAACCAGUACCCCAGAGCCAGACACAAGCACUGUGCCCCAGGACGCUGCUACAAUCCCCAGCUCUGCCAUGCAGGCUCCCACAGUUUGCAUUUACUUGAACAAGAACGGCAGCACUGGGCCCCACCUAGACAAGAAGAAAGUUCAGCAGCUGCCAGACCAUUUUGGACCAGCUCGAGCUUCUGUUGUCCUGCAGCAAGCAGUACAGGCCUGCAUUGAUUGUGCUUAUCAUCAGAAAACAGUCUUCUCCUUCUUAAAACAAGGCCACGGGGGAGAGGUCAUCUCAGCUGUGUUUGAUCGGGAACAGCACACUCUGAACCUGCCAGCAGUAAACAGUAUCACCUACGUCCUCCGCUUCCUGGAGAAGCUGUGCCACAAUCUGCGCAGUGACAACCUCUUUGGGAACCAGCCUUUCUCUCAGAACAGCCACAUGCAGCGCUCACACGAGUACGACCACGACAGGUAUCUACCAGACAGAAGCAGUUCGUUAGACGGCUCUCUGCAGGGACCAGGCCGGGGUACAAAGCGCUAUUCCCAAGAUUCCCCUCCAUACACUGCUCCUCUCUCCCCCAAGUUACCAAAGAAUGACCGUCACCCUUUGGAAGGUGAAACCUUUGUCCUGGGAGAUGGCCUCCCAGGGCCCUUGGAGCCUCGCCUGGACCCUAUGGACUCUGCCUUGAACUCUGUCAAUUCCUCCAGCCACAGCAGGAGCUCCAGAGACUGUCGCCUGCCAGGAUACAGGCACCUGCACCAACCCUCGAGCCUCAGCCAGGGCACCUCUGCCCUGCGCAGGCCUAGCUCUGGGGGGUCCGACAGGUACCUGGGCCCCCGGGACGUGUCCCGGCUGAGCGGCCGCGACCCCUCGUCCUGGUCGGUGGAGGAGGUGAUGCAGUUCAUCCGUGAGUCCGACCCGCAGCUGGGCCCCCACGCCGACCUCUUCCGAAAACACGAGAUCGACGGGAAGGCCCUGCUCCUGCUGCGGAGCGACAUGAUGAUGAAGUACAUGGGGCUGAAGCUGGGGCCAGCCCUGAAGCUCACUUACCACAUCGACAAGCUAAAGCAAGGCAAGUUCUGAGAGGACAUUGGCAGGACAGAUCCUGGAAGCUCCGCUCCUGGCCACCCCCACCCGCGCUCACCUGCCGACAGGUUCGCAUGCACACACCCCAUUUACACCGCA